UUUGGGUACCAUCAUUUUCAGUCACCUUAGAUAAUGCUGGUUCCUUACAACUGAGUCUAAGCCUCAGUAGGUCUCAAUAGGUGUUCAGCAUGGCAUCUUUUUCUUUCUUUUCCUGUUUAUCAUUUUAAGCUGGGUGAGUUCUGCUCAUUCUUCAGAUAUUUUUCUACAUCUGUUGCUGCCAUGAAUGUUUGAAAUUAGUAGUUGCAGCUACUGCCUUGAGGUUUUCCUGUCUGAACGUACUUCCCUUUAAGAGGCAGGAACUUUAUAUUACAACUCAUGCUCAGACAAAGGAAGUCUUUUUUUUCUGAUCUGCUGGUGUGAAUGUUAUCCUUCACAGCCAUGUCCUAUGCUAUGACUCAAGCUGAAUUACUGAUGUUUUGACAGUUGCGUUGAUUUUAGAAGAUUUCAGGAUGUAUUUCCAGCUGGCUUCCUUCGUUUAUCUGUUCUAUGUGAUCCCUAAAAUUACAUAUGCUGGCAAAGUUCUGGUGUUCCCACAUGAUGGCAGCCACUGGGUGAACAUGAAGGUACUUGUGGAGGAGCUGCAUUCAAGAGGACAUCAUGUGACCAUCAUCCGGGCUGGAGACAGCUGGUACAUCAGUGAAACAUCUCCACAUUACAAGGCCAUCACAGUGAAUGUCGAGGCUGGGGGAAACGAGGAUUUUUAUCGUCUCUUUGUCUCUGAAGUUAUAAGAAUUAAAAGAAGCAAUGGGUCUGCAUGGACCCGUUUGGCUUUAGACAUGGAGUUGAAAGACCGGUUCUUUGAAUUACACAAAAAGGUAUGCGAGAUGCUCCUUCAUAUUUUUGAAAAUAAAGAGUUGAUGAAGACUCUUCAGGAAGCCAAAUAUGACGCAGUUUUAACCGAUCCUGUAAAUGGAGGAGGUGUGUUUCUGGCUCGCUACCUUGGCCUGCCGAUGGUGUUCAAUGCCCGCUGGACUGUUCAUGGUGAGGCACAUUUUGCUAUUGCGCCUUCUCCUCUUUCCUAUGUUCCUCUUCCACCAUCAGAGCUUACAGAUCAAAUGACUUUCUUUGAAAGGGUGAAAAACAUGAUUUUCUACAACAUGAGAAUGCAUCUGUACAAGCAGGUGACUGCACCACAUUAUUCUCCUUUGUCUAAGCGCUAUUUUGGCCCAGAUGUGAACUACUUCUCUCUAUUCCAAGCUGCAGACCUGUGGCUCAUGAGAGUGGACUUUGUGUUUGAGUUCCCUCGUCCGACCAUGCCAAAUGUUGUCUAUAUGGGAGGGUUCCAAUGUAAACCUGCAAGACCUCUGCCUCAGCACUUGGAGGAGUUUGUGCAAAGUUCAGGGGAGGAAGGAGUCAUCAUCAUGUCUCUGGGGACUUUAAUUGGAGAGCUUCCCCAUGACUUGGCAGAUGAAAUUGCUGCUGGCUUUGCAAAUUUACCCCAAAAAGUUAUCUGGAGGUAUAAAGGUACCAAACCACCCUCUUUAGGGAAUAAUACAAUAAUGGUAGACUGGAUGCCACAGAAUGAUCUCUUAGGGCAUCCGAACACUAAACUUUUUGUAAGUCAUGGAGGAACAAAUGGAAUAUACGAGGCUAUCUAUCAUGGGGUUCCAAUCGUGGGCAUUCCUUUUGUGUUCGAUCAAGCUGACAAUCUCUCAAGACUCAAAGCUAAGGGAGUCGCUAAGAUUUUGGAUGUGUCGGAUUUAAAUACAGAAAUAUUUAAGAAAACCGUGCAGGAAGUUCUGAAUGAGCCAUCUUACAAAAUGAACAUGCAGAGAUUAUCUGAACUACACAGAGAUCAGCAGGUGAAGCCAUUGGAUCGAGCCAUCUUUUGGAUUGAGUUUGUCAUGAGACACAAAGGUGCUCCGCACCUCAGAACAGAGUCCUACAGAAUGCCCUGGUACUCCUACUACUCUGUAGAUGUCAUAUUGUUUUUGAUAGCAAUUUCUCUACUUGUGUUGUUGGUUUUCUCUUGGUUGUUGAGGCACUGCUUCACGUUAUGUUGUAAAAGAAAAGUGAAAUCUGACUGAGUAGGGCACAUAUCACCAGGGGGGAUUUAAAAUGAGGCAAAACUAGGCAGUUGCCUAGGGGUACCAAGUUCCUGGGGGGGCAUAAAACUCUGUUUACAUGUAAGGUUAAUACUAGUGUUGCACCGAUACCGAUACCAGUAUCGGACGGG
Messenger RNA from Cyprinodon tularosa, 2137 nucleotides. Its product is annotated as UDP-glucuronosyltransferase 2A2-like. Bases 411 to 1988 code for a protein of 525 amino acids. The transcript is spliced from 2 exons. The record is from RefSeq and is a predicted model, not a curated record. Lineage: Eukaryota; Metazoa; Chordata; Actinopteri; Cyprinodontiformes; Cyprinodontidae. Gene Ontology annotation, molecular function: UDP-glycosyltransferase activity.